Punica granatum (pomegranate) is the source of this 1908-nucleotide messenger RNA. The record is from RefSeq and is a predicted model, not a curated record. Lineage: Eukaryota; Viridiplantae; Streptophyta; Magnoliopsida; Myrtales; Lythraceae.
GUGCUACCAUUGUAGGGUGGGUGCAUAUGGACGGACCCAUGUUCGGUAAAACAGUCCCCGUGCUAUAUUUUCUAACACGGCUUCAGGCGGCUUCACUUUUAUUUAAGGGAAACCGUUCUUGAACUGACCGCUGUGGAGGACAAGCAAGGGAAGGAAAUGGAGGUGAAAGUUCACAUCGUCAGGAGAGAAACCAUCAAACCGUCUUCUCCUACCCCAGCUGAGCUCGGAAGCUUCAAGCUCUCGCUCUUCGAUCAGCUCAACCCGGAUCUUUACACUCCUCUGCUCCUCUACUACGCGGACUGUCGCGACCGCGACCAGAUGACCGGGAGGCUGAAGUCUUCCUUGUCCAAAACUCUCAUCCACUUCUACCCACUUGCAGGGAGGAUCACGAACAACUUGUUGAUCGAAUGCAAUGACAAGGGGGCUGAGUUCAUAGAGGCUGAGGUUGGGUGCUGCCUCUCCGACAUCCUUACACGACCUGACACGACUGUCCUCGAGAGGUUUCUUCCGGUUCAAAUUUAUCACGCGAAUGCUCGGGAUGCGCCCCUGCUCCUCGUGCAGGCAAACUUCUUCAAGCGCGGAGGGCUCGUGAUCGGGGUUUGCGUUUCGCACAAGCUCACUGACGCAGCCACCCUCAGCACUUUCAUCAAUGCCUGGGCGGGAGAAGCUCGGGGGUCGAGGGAGAUCGUCCUUCCUGAGUAUCGUCUCUCGUCAAUGUUCCCGCCAGUGGACUACUUGAGUUCACUACCCACAGUGGAUAUGCCAAGAACGAAGUGCAUCACGGGGCGGUUUGUCAUCCAAUCCUCAAGGAUUGCCGCCCUUAGGGCCCGAGCCGCCAGUGAUUACGUCCCACGGCCCACUGCUGUAGAAGCUGUGACGGCCCUUGUAUGGAAAUCUGCUGCCACGGCUUCAUGGAAGAACUCCGACCUCAGGGCAGGUCCAAAACAGAUUGUCCUGGCACAAAGGGUGAACUUGCGGAAACGGGUCAGUCCGCCACUGCCAAACAACUCUGCGGGGAACAUGGUGACAUACUUCCAAGCGAAAACGGAAGAGACUGAGCUGAAGCUUCAAGCAUUAGUAUUUCAUCUGCGGAAUGGAAUCCGAGAGCACCAGCAGCAGUAUAUCGAACAACUUCUAGGGGAACACGGGGUCCCUGCAACAUUGAAAACAAUAAGAGAUUACGGGGUGCUGCUGGCAAAUGAACGGGUAAAGUUCUACAACUGCAGCAGCUGGUGCAAGUUCCCGCUGUACACGGUGGAUUUCGGUUGGGGGAAGCCCACCUGGGCGAGUGUCGCGAAUGCGGAGUUCAAGAACACUAUCUUGCUGAUGAACACUCCGGAUGGGGAGGGGAUCGAGGUCUGGUUGACCCUGAGCAAGGCGGACAUGGCCUUGUGUGUGCAUGAUGAAGAGUUACUUGAAUUCGCAGCCAUGAAUCCGAGCGUUGAAUACUGAUGCGCAGCUGUGCGAGCCUCGUAACUCCACAGUUGAAGUUUAAGCACAGUUGAAUGCAUGAUGAAGAGUUGCUUGAAAACUCUCGUCUCUAUACAAGCCUUCGUAUUCUCAAAGGGGAAAAUGGUAUAUCUGUUUUAGGGUGUAAAUGAGAUAAUAUUAUUUGUAAAUGGUUCAGGCUCGGCUCGACAAAAGUUCAAAUUCGGCUCGCUCUCAUGGAGGUCGAGCCGGGAAUCAGCUUGAACUCAUCAAUUAAACUUGCCAAGCUCAAUGAUAUUCGCGUGGGCCUAAAUAAGCUUUUUUUUUAUAUUUAAUUUUGUUACAAUUAUGUAUAUGUAUCUAUAGAAUGUGUAUAUGUACAUGUUCUAGUUUUAUGUAUGGCGGGUCCAGCUCUUGUUUAUUGAAACAAAAAGAAGGAAGAGAAAAUAAAUGCACUAGCCCCCCCUACCAUUUGUUUUC